This is a messenger RNA of Lichtheimia ornata, 1734 nucleotides long. RefSeq lists its product as uncharacterized. The coding region runs from base 1 to 1734 and encodes 577 amino acids. The transcript is spliced from 3 exons. The record is from RefSeq and is a predicted model, not a curated record. Lineage: Eukaryota; Fungi; Mucoromycota; Mucoromycetes; Mucorales; Lichtheimiaceae.
AUGAGGUUACUCACCUACCCAUUUGAGCUUGUUGCACCGAUGGUUGCCAUUAGCUCCAUUCUCCUGUUGUUGUUGGGUCCAUUGUUGAUUCCUCGCUUUUACCUCGGCUUUUUGCUUGUCUACUUUACAUGUUUCCUGUACUCUCAGAUCAACCAUGUCUUCAAGUUUUGGAUCACUGCCUCGCUUAUGAAAAAGAAGAUCCGCAACUGGAACGUGUCACAGCAACGCGCCGCUGGUGCAGAGCGAUCGCCACCUACGCCUAGUACACCCAACCAUAAUAACAGCCACAACCGUGAACGAUGUACCAGCAUUGUGGAUGAUGAAAGACUCAAUGAGAUGGAAGCGUCGUUAAAGGAAUACGAAGAUUCUCAGCUUGUGCAUGCGUUCAUUGUGCCUAAUUAUGCUGAGCCGGAAGGACUUUUGAGAGACACGAUCAAACGCUUGGCAAAUCACAGAAACGCACAAACAAACUAUGUCAUCGUGCUCGCCAUGGAAGCUUCCGAGUUGGGUCAUGAAGCCAAGGCCGAAAGCUUGGCGGAGUACUUUAAGGACAGCUUCCUCCAUUUCAUCGUCACUGUUCAUCCUUCCGACAUUCCCGGUGAAUCGCGUGGCAAAGGCUCCAAUGUCUCUUAUGCUACUCGUGUUGCUUGCUCUGAAAUCGUACGUCGAGGCAUCGAUCGUAGAAGAGUGGUCCUUACUAUUUCCGAUUCGGAUUCUUCUAUCCCAGAGCUUUACGUCAAUGAGCUGGAAAAAGCUUUCACCCAAGCUGACGAUCCCCAUUUUCUCUUGUACGCCCCACCCAUCUUCUUCUCACGUAAUUGCUUUGAUGUUCCGGCAGCCGUGCGUAUGACGGAUAUUACUUGGUCUGCUAUGGUGAUGGCCAAUCUCAGCAACAGCCGUGGUAUCAGCUUCCCUUGCUCAACCUAUAGUAUCAGUCAAGUGUUAGCCGAACGUGUUGGUUUUUGGGACACGGAUGCUGAUUCGGUGGGUGAAGAUAUGCACAUGAUGUUGAAGUGUUUCUUCAAGACCGAUGGCCUUGCACGUUGUCAACCUAUCUUUGUACCUAUCAACCUCACCAAUGUUCAGACCAAUGGAUACCUCUCCAACAUGUAUGCUCGUUUCGUCCAAGCAAGUCGUCAUUACAAUGGUGUCGCCGAUGUCUCUUACACUUUGCGUAAUGCUUUCGGUUUCGGUCGCGGUGAUUCGGUAGCAGAUAGUGUGAUGGCUGUGAAAAAGUCAUCCAUUUACGCGUCGCCUACGUUUUGGAUUGACAAGUUGAUUGUAUGCAUCAAAGUAUUGGAAGCCCAUAUGAUCCCUGUCACAUCAGGAUGGCUCAUGUUCGCCGCUGUACCGCUUAUGCAAUUCGUCAUGUUCCCUCCUCACGCCAUGGUGGCCAUCAUUGACCCAGCCAAUAAUCCAAUUCUCACCUCGGAUUUCUACGCAACACUGUGGAACAUUGUCAAAAUUAUCACCGUCUUCUUGCCCUUCCCACUCUUCGCAACACUUGCCAUCUACGAGAAUUUGCAUCGUGUUGUGGAUCGUGAAUUGUAUCGCAAGGUCAAGGUUGAAUCUCGUACUUGGCGCAAUUGUUUUGAUUACAUCUCGUUGCCCAUUGCCGCAUGGAUGUUUAUGACUAUCCCAUCUACCAUUGCCGCUCUCAAACGACUCUACAAGACAAACGACCAGUACAUUGUUGCUGAAAAGUUUUUCCAAGAAGAUGAUCGCAACGACUAA